AACCAACUGAGUCAGCCGGGCGCCCCCAUGAAGAUAAAAUACUUCAUGAGUUUAUACUGAUACAGUUAAACUUCAGGAUUAAGAGUGCUUACUUCUUUAAUAUAAAUGUUUUAACGUAAAAUAUAAGGUUUGUUCACAAUUUGUUACAAAAUUUCAGUGAACACAAACAACUAGAUUCAAUCCACAGUUGUAAUUUGUAGUUCUCAGCACAGCUGGGAGUUACCACCCUCUCUCAUCAGUGUCAACGGCUGGUUCUGCUGGGGGCUUUCACCCUACAUAUACCAGACCACUGGGGGCAACAAAUGUAGUUGGAACAGUUCUCCUACUUGAUUCUAACUAAUAUCCACCUUUACUUCCCCAACCCCGCUCCACUGGGAAAGUCUUGCUGUAAUCCCAAUUUCCUCACUGGUGGAGCAGACUUCAAUCACCUGUGGUCUUCCCUGGCCUGCUGGGACUUGCCGGUAGGCCCUCGUGUCUCUCUGCCCUGCAGUGGGUCCCUGCCGGGGGUAAAAGGGAGCGCGUGUCCAUUCACGUGGCUCUUCAGCUGAUUCCCGACUGUGUAUAUCACAGAGCGGUACACGGUGAGCGGGCUGAUGGAAGCGACUCAGAUGAUGGUGGACAUUGAUGGGGACGUCCUCGUGUUCCUAGAACUGGCUCAGUUCCACUGUGCGUACCAGUUGGCCGACUGGUGUCUUCACCACAUCUGCACCAACUACAACAACGUGUGCCGCAAGUUCCCCCGAGACAUGAAGGCCAUGUCCCCAGAAAACCAGGAGUAUUUCGAGAAGCACCGGUGGCCGCCCGUCUGGUACCUGAAGGAAGAAGAUCACUACCAGCGGGCACGGAAGGAGCGCGAGAAGGAGGACUAUCUCCACCUGAAACGGCAGCCCAAGCGGCGGUGGCUGUUCUGGAGCAGUCCCUCCUCACCGUCCUCUUCUGCGGCCUCCUCGUCAUCCCCAUCUUCCUCCUCGGCUGUGGUCUGAGAUGCUGCCACCCUCUUCUGACCCUGCUGCUGUUCCCCCCACUCGCCUUUGCCCCUCUGCUCUUCUGCAUCGCCCCCUCCACCUUCCAGGGACAAGGGGACCCACGUAACCAGGACCCUAAGGGCAGAGCUGUUCUCACCAGCUGACGUAGCUCAGCAAGAGAGGAGGGGGGCCUUGUGGAUCAGUACGGGGACCCCCUGCAGGGGACCCCAGUUCCAGAGCAGGGCAGGGAGGCAGACGGCUGCUGGGAGGUGGGGAGAGGGAAGGCACUGAGAGCUUUGGCAUCUGACUCUGGGUUGGAGAACGCUGGCGUCCAUGGGAGACUCUCCCAGCCUUGAGGCUCUGUGGCUCGGUCUGUGGAGGCAGCCCCCUCCCAGGGAGUGGCUGUGCUCAGGGAGGGUCCUGUCUCUCUUUUUCCAUCCAUGGACCUGCGGGUGGCAGAUGUUUUGUGGGCAAUUUCCACACAGCGCCUACUCAGCUCCUCACCGGAGAAGUCAGGGUAGAAAUGAAGCCUUCAGACCCAACUCGAUGCUUCCACAUCCUGGGGUGCAGCUGCCGAGGCCAUGGGUGGGAAGCCUUGCACUCUGGCGAGCAUCCCUCCCUCCCAGGGCGGUAGGUGUCCAGGCCUGAUCAAGGAUAGCAGAGCCUGGUCAGAGCUUUAGGCCUAGGAGCAGUGCCUCAUGGUGCCGUGAGAAACUUCUCCCUCCCUGUGCUUCACCACUCAGAUCCAGAGAUGGGAACCAAAGGAAACAGGUGGAACAGGGGAGAGGAGAAAGUGGGGGGUGGUCUGGGUGCAGCAGCCCCAUGCUCUCUGGGCUCCUCGCCCUGCCUCUGGUUAGCACGGCCUCUUAGCACGGUGGGGCAAAAUUAGCAAAAAAAACAAAACAAAACAAAAAACCCCCCAAACAACAGCAAAAUCACCACCAACAAAAACAUGUUGGCCUCAAGCCCCUCAAAGAAAAGAAACAAGAACAGAAAAAGCCCCUCUGUAGCUUACAAAGCGGGGCCUCUGUGUUGACGAGACAAGAGCGUAGGCCGUGGAAGUCAUUCCAGUGCCUCUGGGGAAAGGACUUGUCACCCACUGCGGCUGGGGAUGCCCACACCCUGCCGGCUGGCUCUGGGGACAGCACGAGUUCUGAGUUAGCAUGCUGGGAUGGAGGCUUCGGGGGCAGGGGCAGGGGGGUCUCAGGGCUUGAACAUGGUAUUGGACCCCUGCUUGGCCCAUCAUGAGAAUCUGUUCCUCCUCCUCCCAGGAUGUGAAUGUGUGUGUGUAUGGGGGGGGGGGUCAAAAGUCAGGGGAAAGGGCACCGACUUGGAGAAUAGGAGUCCGGGUAAUGCCGAGGCCAGAGGAUCAUAGGACAUGACCUUAGUGCUCG
Leptonychotes weddellii (Weddell seal) is the source of this 2359-nucleotide messenger RNA. The record is from RefSeq and is a predicted model, not a curated record. Lineage: Eukaryota; Metazoa; Chordata; Mammalia; Carnivora; Phocidae.